CUUGUAUCGAUUGAACCCGACUUUGAAAUAGAAAAGGUUUUAUUUACACAACAUGAAUAGCUGUUUAGAUAACAUAGAAAUUUGUAUAAAUGAAGUACCAAAGAUUCGCAGGUGCUGUAUCUGCGGUGAGCGAACCUCAACACAGUCGACUAUAGAAAAUACUAGCGUUGGAUCACCUCCAAUUUUAUUGAAGGAUGUGAUAUUUAAGUGCAUCGAACCACCUGAAUAUUUUUGGAAAAUGAUUGCUGACGAGACUGCAAAUAACUACAUCUGUGCAUUUUGUGAAGUGUCGCUUAGCGAGUUCUAUGAUGCCUUUUUGCAAGUCUCACUUAAACGAACUGAGUUUCUAAGGAGAUUCCGGGAAAGGAGUGAAAGUCCCGUCGAAUAUUUUGUUGUUUUCAAAUCUUCAAAAAUGGACUCAAACUCGUACCGCAAAUCUAUUGACCAUCAAAGUGCUGAAAACACUGAAAUGUGCCACCCAAUAGAAAACCAUUUAAAUGUUGAUUUGGGUGAUGAAUAUAAAACUCAAAAUCUUUCCAAUGAUGAGUUUGUUGAAGUUUAUCAACCGGAGGAAAGGUUAGAGGAUGAUUGGUCAUCCGAUUGCUCGAACGGCCUUCAGGGUAAGAAAAAAAGCAUACCGCACACCAUCUUCAAAAGAGGCACAACUCAAUAAUCAAAUCUCAAAGGGGUUGGCUUUCCAAAACGGAACCAAUCGAGAUUUCAGCGAAAGUAUAUGGAAUUUAGUCAUGAAACUUGGUCAGGAUGUUGGGGGAGGCUUUCUCUACAUGAAUGUAUCACUCUCACAAAGUAGUUGCUAAUAGUAUUUAAGCAGUUAGUUGUUAAAUAAUCUUCACUACCACCCCCAACUUUUUGUACAAAAUGCAACUUAUCAAUUGUAUUUCGGUUGAUAUACAAUAUCUUCAAUGUUCACAAAUAACAAUGGCCGACAGUAACAGCAAAUGUGUGCUGCUAUACUUCUCGAAGCUAUAAAAUACAACUAUAAACCAUAACAUUUUCGAUUUUGAUCCAAGGGCUUUUUAUUAUAAAAUCGAUACUUCGAUAAAUAAUGAAAAUUUUUAAUAAAA
Rhagoletis pomonella (apple maggot) is the source of this 1085-nucleotide messenger RNA. RefSeq lists its product as uncharacterized. The transcript is spliced from 2 exons. Bases 53 to 673 code for a protein of 206 amino acids. The record is from RefSeq and is a predicted model, not a curated record. NCBI's taxonomy places the organism in Eukaryota, Metazoa, Arthropoda, Insecta, Diptera, Tephritidae.